Fonsecaea multimorphosa CBS 102226 is the source of this 957-nucleotide messenger RNA. RefSeq lists its product as uncharacterized. Lineage: Eukaryota; Fungi; Ascomycota; Eurotiomycetes; Chaetothyriales; Herpotrichiellaceae. The transcript has 3 exons. The coding region runs from base 1 to 957 and encodes 318 amino acids. Gene Ontology annotation, molecular function: oxidoreductase activity. The record is from RefSeq and is a predicted model, not a curated record.
AUGUCGACAGUAACAACGCCUAAAAGGCGCCUGGAGCAGCUCACCGGCCAGAUUGCACAACCUCCAAUCAUCGAUGGAGGGACAUAUAAAGGCAUGCCCCGCGUCGCCCGACGGGCUGGAGACUCGGUAGGACAACGCGCACAGGGCAAAGUGGUCAUCAUCACGGGCUGUAACUCACCACUGGGCAUGGGCCGAGCAACGGCUCACCAGUACGCCAGGAAUGGUGCCCGGGCAGUCUACAUUUGUGACUACAUGGACGACUACCUGAAUCUCCAUGUGGAGGAGAUGAACGAGCUCUACCCUGAGGUCGCUGUCCACGCCCGGAAGUUUGACGCAGGAGACGAAGCUGGAGUCAAGGCCGUCGUCGCCCAUGCCCUGGAGACUUACGGCCGACUCGAUGUCUUCUUUGCCAACGCUGCAAACUCGGGGACCUGGAAGGAGGUCUGGAAUAUGGAGGUCGACGAGUUUGAGCGGACCAUUAGGACGAACUUGACCAGUGUCUUCCUAGCCAUCAAACACGCUGGCCCGGCAAUGCAGGUAACCAGCAAGGACAAACCCUACUCCAGCGGCUCCAUCAUCGCGACCUCUUCGACGGCCGGUCUCCGCUCGAACGGAGGCAGCACUGACUACAGCGCCGCAAAGGCAGCUGUCGUGAGUCUCGUGCAGACCGCUUGUUUCCAGUACGCGGGCCGCAACAUCAGAUGCAAUGCCAUCGCGCCGGGCAUGACGCACUCUGGGAUGACGGAGCCGGUCUUCUAUGGUCCCGCCCGAGAACGGGGCACGCUGCACAAAGUCGGACAGCUGUGUCCUCUCCGCCGCGGUGCAGUGGCGGACGAGAUCGCAAGAGUCGCCUUGUUCCUGGGCUCGGAUGAAGCCAGCUAUGUCAAUGGCCAAGUCUGGGCCGUUGACGGUGGACUGAGCUCUGGCUUGCCCUACAAACUGGGGAAUAUGGCAUAA